GAUUUCUCCGCGUUUUGUAACUGUACAUCAGCAAUGUAGUUUCAUCGCUGUCAUGGAAAUCUUUUGAUAUCAUACAAUCAUUUCAUCCAACGUCGUAGAACGUCGUACUUGUGAUCAUAACUCUUAUCCAUCAUGCGAAUAACUUCAAGAUUACCGACGUCCUUGGUCAAACCAUUGAAACCCUUAUGCGUGGUCAACAAUUCGAGAUUCCCAAGAUCAUAUUCCACACAUCCUCCACAAGCAAAACUGAAUAAGGCAAUUGAUUAUGGAUCAACUCCUAUCUUAAGCCAUACUGCAUCUAGUGCAUUGCAAAACCCAGAGCUUUCGCCGGAAAUACGAAAUGGUGCCACGAAACGAAUGAACCUAUUCCAAUCAAUUAACGAUGCAUUAUCACUCGCGUUAUCCAAAGAUGAAACAACUAUGGUCUUUGGGGAAGAUGUAGGAUUUGGAGGGGUAUUUAGGUGCAGUACGGGACUGGCAGAGCAAUAUGGAUCAGAAAGAGUUUUCAAUACGCCAUUGUGCGAACAAGGAAUAAUAGGAUUUGCGAUUGGGGCAGCUGCAGAAGGCAUGAAGGCUGUUGCAGAGAUCCAGUUCGCUGAUUAUGUAUAUCCGGCUUUUGAUCAAUUGGUCAACGAGGCAGCGAAGUGGAGAUAUAGGGAUGGAGAAUAUGGGAGAGGAUUGGGUGGACUCACUGUUAGAAUGCCUUGUGGUGCAGUGGGACAUGGCGCAUUAUAUCACUCUCAAUCCCCCGAAUCCCUAUUUACACACAUUCCCGGUCUUCGAGUCAUAAUGCCACGAUCGCCAAUUCAAGCAAAAGGUCUUCUUCUCUCCGCCAUACAAAGUCCGGACCCUUGUAUCUUUAUGGAACCUAAAGCACUAUACCGAGCAGCUGUCGAGCAAGUCCCAGUAGAUGCCUACACAUUACCACUAUCAGUGGCAGAGGUGGUAAAGCCCGGAAAGGAUCUGACUUUGAUAUCUUACGGCCAUCCUAUGUAUACAUGUUCAGCUGCACUACAAGCUGCAGAAAAAGAUCUCGGGAUAAAUAUCGAGUUGAUCGAUCUGCGGACCGUAUAUCCAUGGGACAAAGACACAGUACUAAAGAGUGUAAGAAAGACUGGAAGAUGUGUAGUAGUACAUGAAAGUAUGAUAAAUGCCGGCAUUGGUGCGGAAGUCGCUGCAAGUAUACAAGGAGACAAGGAGACAUUUUUAAGAAUGGAGGCGCCUGUCGCUAGAGUCGCCGGCUGGGGAAUCCAUAUGCCAUUGAUGUUUGAGAAGUUCAACGUGCCAGAUGUUGCUAGGGUUUAUGACGCUAUCAAGAAAUCUAUACAGUACUAGAUGGGUGUCAAAAAGCAGGGUGUAUAGACUACGAGCAUUAUAAUGAUUUCAAUGAGGGUUAACCAGGCGUUAUAGAAAAGAGCUAUUCAGUUUGCGUAUACAAGUUAACAAAUAGUCAUUAGAGGAAUUCUUACAGCUUUGUAGGUAUCUAUCAAUUAAAUGAUGACCACA
Molecule: messenger RNA, 1506 nt
Organism: Botrytis cinerea B05.10
Lineage: Eukaryota; Fungi; Ascomycota; Leotiomycetes; Helotiales; Sclerotiniaceae
Exons: 3
Coding region: 133-1335 (400 amino acids)
Biological process (GO): response to nutrient; branched-chain amino acid catabolic process
Molecular function (GO): catalytic activity
Source: RefSeq, a predicted model, not a curated record